Eimeria maxima is the source of this 348-nucleotide messenger RNA. Its product is annotated as cytochrome c, putative. Gene Ontology annotation, biological process: mitochondrial electron transport, ubiquinol to cytochrome c; mitochondrial electron transport, cytochrome c to oxygen. Gene Ontology annotation, molecular function: electron transfer activity; heme binding. Gene Ontology annotation, cellular component: mitochondrial intermembrane space. The transcript is spliced from 2 exons. Bases 1 to 348 code for a protein of 115 amino acids. Lineage: Eukaryota; Apicomplexa; Conoidasida; Eucoccidiorida; Eimeriidae. The record is from RefSeq and is a predicted model, not a curated record.
AUGUCGCGACCCGAUCCCGACGUGACGGUCCCCGCUGGCGACCCUAAGGCAGGCGCAAAGGUGUUCAAGGCGAAGUGCGCUCAAUGCCACACUGUGAACAAAGGUGGCGCGGCAAAGCAGGGCCCCAACCUGUUUGGCUUUCUUGGCCGAGCGUCGGGGUCGGCGGACUUCCCCUACAGCGAGGCGAAUAAGAACAGCGGCAUUGUGUGGAGUGAAAAGCACUUGUGGGAGUAUCUUGUCAACCCCAAGGCGUAUAUCCCAGGAACGAAGAUGGUGUUUGCCGGAAUAAAGAAGGAAACUGAACGAGCCAACCUGAUCGCUUACCUCGUCGAGGCCACUAAACCUUAA